AUGCAUCAAUUUCCUCAACACCACCACACGGACCUACACCAAACUGACUUCAACAGCAACAACAAUUACUUUAACGCUCCCUUGGAAGCGGAAAUUAUGCUCAUGGAAGAACUCAUCGUACAAACCUAUAACAAUCUGUCAAAAGACUACUGUGAUCCAAUGCAGUGCAGGCUGUUCUCAGCCAUUGCAGAUCACGACAGCAAAUCAUUCUUUGUCGAGACAUAUGCGAAAGAACCCGCAGACAACUCAAAAGCAGUGCCAGAUGCUUUCGAGGAAGAUGCCAACAACUUCUCCAAAGAAAACAAAAACAACAAAAACAAAAAUGUCAACGUAAGAAUCCGUUAUGAUCUUAUUGGAUUCUGUGACAAACCAGCUACCAUGCAAUUGCAUGGAGCAAUCUUUUUUCAUCAAGAUAUUUCCAAGACCACAGCUUGUGUUCUGGAAUCGGCCAAUCCAUCAGCCCUCAUGUCACAAGAGCCAAACAACAUGGAGGAUGACAUUUCAGCCGACCCAGACACAUCUGAUUAUAGGAAGAGAGAUGGCGUUGUGAGAGCCAGACACAACUACCGUCACCACAUCUUGAUGAUUCAUCGGGAACAACAACAGAAACGCACAACCUAUCAAGACCAAGGAUUCGACAGAGACACCACCAUUGCCGAGUCCCACCCAAGCUCUUGUUCCUGUGUCAACGAUUUUCCCGAAAGGAGGGCACCUACAGAAAUUGAAUUUGUGAGAGCUCUCAAUGAGAUCAUUACCAAUGCAUCAAACAAGCCGGGAUUGGUAGAACAGACCAGUGGAUACGUGACUGAUGUUGUUGAGGAUUCCACCCUGCACACAUGCAGCCGUGAUGUAGGAUACCUUGAAACUGUCAUCUUUAUUGAUGCUGGUCACACAGGCAACAAUAUUGAUGCCCUCUCCCAGUCAGAGAAAGCUCUCAUCGAACAGAGCAUCAUGCAGACUUUCAAUGAGUUAGCUUUUUGGGCAUGUGAUGAACCUUACCACCGAAGAAUUGAAUCCGUCGAACUCACUGAAAUCAUUCCCAGCACAGGUGUUCUGGUCGUCAACAUUGUGGCAUCAUGCCGUGAUUGCGAUGACGAUGAACUACUCUUGUUCACGGAGAAUCCCAUGAAUUUCCAGGACGUUUUGUACAUGCCACUUGUCCCCUUUGUUGCUGCCAACAACAAGGAGGAUCAAGCUAUCUGUUUCUGUGCAGCCAACAUGGAAGAAGUCCUCAGGUCACCUUACAUUACAGAGUUCACUGAAGCCCUCAAUCUAGUCAUUGACACUUUGGUUCAAACUGGAGCCCUCGAGAAUCUCAGGCAGAUCGCUUCUUUGGUGGAGGUUGAAGUUUUUGGGGGGUCCCCAGAAAAGGAGUCUUCUGAGAUGUCUCUUGUUUUGUGGGGUCCGAAAGCUGAAGAUAUGACUGACUCUGAUAUAUCUUUGCUUGAAGACAUUGUCGCAAGGGAGUACAAUCACCUCUCUGGUGUCAGUUGUGACGUUCCCUAUUUCCGGAGAAUUUCAAGAGCUCAGUUUGUACGCCCAGGCCACAGCGAGGUUGAAAGCAAUCCACAAUUGCAAGACAAUGGUCUCCAGUUUGAUAUUACUGUGGAACACAUAGGCUGCCCUUCUGGUCUGUUUGACCAUGUUGAGCCUGCAAGCUCCAACCCAAUUUGGAAAUCGGAAAGCUUCGCUAACAAGUGUUUCGAUCUGGGGGGUGCAAAAGGUGUGGAGCAUCCUAGUCACUCCAAAAGGACACAUUUUGCAAGCACUUUGUCCCAGCUGAGCCUUCGGAGCAAAAGUUCACUUUGCUUGCGGGCUGUGCUCGGUAGCAAUGCCGUGAAUGUCACAAACUAUUUGAGUUUGAUUGGCAGUGCCGUCGCUGAUCUUACAGAAAAAGGGCAGCUUUCAAGAGCUGUCAUCGUUUCUGAUGUGGCUGAGACUGGAUCAAUAAAUUGCCAGGAGUUGAUGCCGGAAUCUUCAAGGAGACUCGUUCCAAGCACCACUCAGAGUCUGUACAUUCGUGGCUUGAAAUGCUAUUCAAUCAGAAACCCAUCUGAUCCCAAUACCAAUUUUGCAUUUGGUUGGAAACAGCUGAAUGGCUGUGUUGAUACAAACAAUGCUUGGGUUAACUUUGAGGAUGCUGGUGCCUUGUUAAAGCCAUCAGGAGAUCUCAAUUGUCCCACUGCUGGUAGAGGGCAAUUCAAAGUGGAGUGCCUACAACCAGCUAACAAUGGAUUCAAGAAGGCCAAAAUAGAAUCUGAUGUUCCAGUUUGGGUGCACAUCAAGGGAGGAUCGUGGCCUUAUGGAACCUUUGUGGCCACCACCAACCAGGAACCUUAG
Seminavis robusta is the source of this 2340-nucleotide messenger RNA. NCBI's taxonomy places the organism in Eukaryota, Bacillariophyta, Bacillariophyceae, Naviculales, Naviculaceae. The record is from the annotation of a GenBank genome assembly.